This is a messenger RNA of Vombatus ursinus (common wombat), 1648 nucleotides long. RefSeq names its product tryptophan 2,3-dioxygenase (gene TDO2). Gene Ontology annotation, molecular function: metal ion binding; heme binding; L-tryptophan 2,3-dioxygenase activity. The coding region runs from base 54 to 1277 and encodes 407 amino acids. The transcript has 12 exons. The record is from RefSeq and is a predicted model, not a curated record. NCBI's taxonomy places the organism in Eukaryota, Metazoa, Chordata, Mammalia, Diprotodontia, Vombatidae.
UAUCAUUCCAGAACUGAAACAGUCAAUUGCUUUUAAGAGACCAAAUUGUCACCAUGAGUGGGUGUCCCUUUUUAGCAAAUGGUAUUGGAUAUGCUUGGAACAAACUACACCUGGAAGACAACGAAGAAGACAAAUCACAGGCUGGAAUGAAUAAAGCCAGUAAAGGAGGACUUGUCUAUGGAAACUACCUACAUCUGGAAAAAGUUUUGGAUGCCCAAGAACUUCAGAGUGAAAAGAGAGGAAAUAAGAUCCAUGAUGAACAUCUUUUCAUUAUUACCCAUCAAGCAUAUGAACUGUGGUUUAAGCAAAUCCUGUGGGAAUUAGAUUCUGUCCGGGAGAUUUUUCAACAUGGCCAUGUAAGAGAUGAAAGGAAUAUGCUUAAGGUUGUUACAAGAAUACAUCGAAUUUCAGUGAUAUUGAAGCUACUUGUACAACAAUUUUCAAUUUUGGAAACUAUGACAGCAUUGGACUUCAAUGACUUCAGAGAAUACUUAUCUCCAGCAUCAGGUUUCCAGAGCUUACAGUUCCGCCUAUUAGAAAAUAAGAUUGGUGUUCUCCAGAGUUUGAGAGUUCCUUAUAACAGGAGACACUAUCGGGAUAACUUCAAGGGAGAGGACAAUGAAUUGUUGCUGAAGUCUGAACACGAGAAAACCCUCCUACAAUUGGUAGAGGCAUGGCUAGAAAGAACACCAGGAUUAGAAACCGAUGGAUUUAAUUUUUGGGGAAAAUUGGAAAAGAAUAUCAUAAAAGGCCUGGAAGAGGAAUUCAUAAUGAUUCAGGCUAAAGAAGAAUCAGAGGAAAAAGAUGAACAGCUGGCUGAAUUCCAAAAACAAAAAGAGGUACUGAUGUCAUUAUUUGAUGAGAAACGGCAUGAACAUCUUCUCAGGAAAGGUGAAAGACGGCUGUCAUACAAAGCUCUACAGGGAGCAUUGAUGAUAUAUUUUUAUAGGGAAGAGCCCAGAUUCCAGGUUCCCUUUCAACUACUAACUUCUCUUAUGGAUAUUGAUAGCCUCAUGACCAAAUGGAGAUAUAAUCACGUGUGUAUGGUGCACAGAAUGCUUGGAAGUAAGGCUGGUACUGGUGGAUCCUCAGGUUACCAGUAUUUGCGCUCAACAGUGAGUGACAGGUACAAAGUAUUUGUAGAUCUGUUCAACCUCUCAACAUACCUGGUACCAAGACACUGGAUACCCAAGAUGAACCCGAUUAUUCACAAAUUCCUUUACAUGGCUGAAUACUGUGACAGCUCUUACUUCAGCAGCGAUGAUUCAGAGGAUUAAGGUCAACUUUGAGGCGGUAGUCAUACCACAUUGUGUGAAUGCUCAGGAAUGUGCAAACAGUUCUCAUGUACAUAUAUAAGUAUUUAAGCACUUCAAUGUAUAUUCAAAGCCUUGUGAUUAGUUUCCUCAUCUGUAAAAUGAGGGCAUUGGACUACAUGAUUUAUCUCUAAGGUCCUUUCCAGCUCUAAACCAAAGUGAAUACACUGGGGAAAUAUUUAAGUUAACUUUGGUUUUGUGAUGAUUAAUGAAGAUGACUACUAAUUUAGAGCUACCAGACCUCAGAAAACAGCCAGGCCAUCAUCCUUAUCUUGAACAUUAGGACACUGAGGUCCUGAUCUGCUUGGGAUCGCACAACUAAGAGGUAGAGACAA